UAUCUAUAUAUACUGGAGUAAUAUAACCGGAUAACACCACCUCGUGCUAGCCUAUAUCGAUCAUUAAUUCCCUCAAACCUCACUAGCUAACUUAGCUGGAACUAUAGAUGGAAGAGAGAAACACUGCUAGCCAUGGUGGUAUGAGUUCUAGCUAUAGAGGGGUACGAAAGAGGAAAUGGGGCAAAUGGGUGUCAGAGAUACGUGAGCCAGGGAAAAAAAGUAGGAUUUGGUUAGGGAGUUUUGAGACACCAGAAAUGGCAGCAACAGCUUAUGAUGUUGCUGCUUUGCAUUUUAGGGGAUAUGAUGCAAAACUUAAUUUCCCUGACUUGGUUCAUAGCCUACCAAAGCCAGCAAGCUCUGAUGCUGAAGAUAUUCGCAUAGCAGCCCAUGAGGCAGCUAUGAGCCUUAGGCCCUCUACAGUUGAGUCCUCCCAAGGUGGCAGCUCUAGCUCAAACGUUGGUCCCAUCACGGUUAGGCUCUCACCUAGCCAAAUCCAAGCCAUUAACGAGUCACCCUUGGAUUCACCAAAGAUGUGGAUGCAAAUGUCAGGGAUAGCAUUGCCAGAAGAGUCCAUGAUUUACUCCUCCAUUGACGUUGGGGAGGAGGAGGAGUGGGACAACAAGCAAACAGAUUCUCUUUGGGAUCCUUAGGUAACGUGUGCUGAUCAUGAAUAUACAUACUACUUUGAAUAUUGGACGUUGCACUAAUAUAAUUAUAUACGUAAUUGCUUUUGACGUAUACUCGGCUUUAUAUAUCUAGACUUUGACCUGUAUAUUUCAUGUAUUUGUGAUUUUAACUAAGGAAUUAUUCUAGUAAAAGAAGGUAUAAGUUUUCUGCCUGGUCGCUGGAUAACUGUGAAGAAUUGAUAAAUUAAUUAGCAAACGGGGGAAUAAUUAGUGUUUGAAGGAGAAUAAUUUAUCCGCAGAAAGGGUCAGUGCUGGAAGGACGUUUUUAUAGUUUAUUCAGAUGGGCGGUUUUGGAGGGUCCCACUUGAGGGGAUUAAAGUGUUUCUGAACUUGGCUUUUGUCAGCUUGUAGAAGACUUCCCCUUUCUCCUUAGUGGAUGACGUGGCGAGAGGGUCUAAAGUAUCUCCCACGUUGACU
Molecule: messenger RNA, 1103 nt
Organism: Populus nigra (black poplar)
Lineage: Eukaryota; Viridiplantae; Streptophyta; Magnoliopsida; Malpighiales; Salicaceae
Product: ethylene-responsive transcription factor ERF021-like
Exons: 1
Coding region: 108-650 (180 amino acids)
Biological process (GO): regulation of DNA-templated transcription
Molecular function (GO): DNA-binding transcription factor activity; DNA binding
Source: RefSeq, a predicted model, not a curated record